Prunus armeniaca (apricot) is the source of this 315-nucleotide messenger RNA. NCBI's taxonomy places the organism in Eukaryota, Viridiplantae, Streptophyta, Magnoliopsida, Rosales, Rosaceae. The record is from the annotation of a GenBank genome assembly.
AUGAAGCUCAACCUUGACCUAUUUGCGGGCGAACGUGAGAAAACUAUUAUCCGAGUCACCUCCUACCAGCAGCAGUUGAAGUCUUACUACAACAAAAGAGUUAAGGUGAGACAGUUCCAACCAGGCGACCUCGUGCUAAGAAAGACUUUCAUCACCGCACCAAGACACGGGUUAAAAAAGAUGAAUCCCAACUGGGAAAGCCCUUAUGUGAUCAGCCGGUCCGGGGGCAAAGGAAGCUACACAUUAGACACCAUAGAUGGGAAGCAAAUACCACGACAAUGGAAUGCUCACCAUCUCCGGAAGUAUUAUCCAUAA